Messenger RNA from Coregonus clupeaformis (lake whitefish), 4082 nucleotides. Its product is annotated as F-box only protein 31-like. The record is from RefSeq and is a predicted model, not a curated record. Gene Ontology annotation, molecular function: protein binding. Lineage: Eukaryota; Metazoa; Chordata; Actinopteri; Salmoniformes; Salmonidae. The transcript has 10 exons. The coding region runs from base 97 to 1857 and encodes 586 amino acids.
UCCGCCCAGGCACGCAAGGACAGGGAAGAUAUUCGAGACUGCAGCUAGCACAGUUGUUGUGGUGAUUUAAUGUUGCCCCUUUGGUGACUACUACGGAUGGCUGUGUGUGCCAGGCUCUGCGGAGUGGGUCAGUCGCGGAGGUGCAGGCGGCGACAGCGGCAUAAUCAGCAGGACCAGGGAAGCGACUCCGACAUGGACGAGGAGGAAGGGGUGCGGAUUGUGGGCAAGACACAAGCCGUCACCCGCGGUGGUGGCCCCGAAAACCCCUCCGCCGCGGCAGGGCCGAGUGUGGCCCAUGAAGCCACUGCUGAAUGUGGUCGUGCAAAUGUCAACAGACUUUCGAAUGGGCACAGUGCAAGUACCGGACCACCGAACCCGCAGUCCCUUUUGGAUCUGCCCCCAGAGCUUUUGGUGGAAAUAUUCUCCUCGCUGCUGGGCACAGAGCUUCCAAACCUGGCGCUCGUCUGCAAGACAUUCAGGCAAAUCCUCAACACGGAAACCAUCUGGAGAAGGCGAUGCACAGAGGAGUUUGGCAUGAGGGAAGACCUGCGCAAGAUAGAGGUGGUGGGUGUGUCCAGUCGGGAGCUCUAUGCCAAAUGUGUGAACCUUUUGGUGAAGUCUGGCCGCUUUAUGAAGCUCCUACAAGACUAUGAGCACAUGGACUACAGGGACGUGUACAGGCGCUUGCUGCACCCAUACAGACACAUCCUGGGUCUUUGGCAGCCUGACAUAGGCCCAUACGGAGGGCUGCUCAACGUGGUGGUUGACGGGCUGUUCAUCCUUGGCUGGAUGUACCUGCCCCCCCACGACCCUCGGGUCGAGGAUCCCAUGAGGCGGCGGCCACUCUUCCGCAUCCACAUGUGGGAGAGCAACAAGGCAGCAGUGGAGUGUAUGUACGGACACAAGGGCCCUCACAAGGGGGACGUCCAGACUGGGAAGAAGGACGAGUUCUCGACCAAGUGCAACCAGACAGACCAUCACCGCAUGCCAGGGGGGAGGCAGGAGGAGUUCCGGACGUGGCUGGAGGAGGAGUGGGGGAGGACACUGGAGGACAUCUUCCAUGAGCACAUGCAGGAGCUCAUACUCAUGAAGUUCAUCUACACAAGCCAAUACGAUAACUGCCUGACAUACCGGCGAAUCUACCUCCCUCCACGGCUGCCCUCUGACCUGCUGCAGCCGGGCCUGUUCAAAGGCACCUACGGCAGCCACGGCCUGGAGAUCAUCAUGCUCAGCUUCCAUGGACCCCACGCCAGGGCCACCAAGCUCACCGGGGACCCCAACGUCCCAGCAGGCCAGCUAACGCUCGAUGUGGACCUGAAUCGGCCUGUGCGCCUUCCGGACCUGGAGCACCAGCGCAGCGUGGAGGAGCUGUCUCGCCUGGUGCUGGGGGUCCAUGAGAAGGUGCGGCAGGAGGUGCAGAGCCCAGACGUGGCACCCCAGGGGGCUGCUGCUGCAGAGGGGGCUGUGGCUGGUGGUGGAGCAGAGGGUCUGGAGUUGGCAAUGGAAGCACAGUCAGAGAGCCCCCAGCCUGGGCCCAGUAGCAGCAGCAGCGCUCCCUCGGAGGCCCAGCCCUUCGUCCUGCCUCUGGGGGUCAUGGCCCGCAACGAGGUGUACCCGCGUACCUGCAAGAUAUGCUUCUACGGGACAGGCCUGAUUGCCGGCCACGGCUUCACGAGCCCGGAGCGCACGCCGGGCCUGUUUGUCCUGUUUGACGAGGACCGCUUCGGCUUCAUCUGGCUGGAGCUCAAGUCAUUCAGCCUAUACAGCCGCCUGACUGACCAGCUGGCCCACGCCUAUGCCCCCAACAUGGAGCGCUUUGAGGCUAUGCUGCACAACAUGCAGUCCUGGACAUCCUGAUGGGGCAGACCCACACGUCUCACACAAACACGUUUACUUAGGCCCCCUACAUACUCCCCGAGUGUUGACUGCACCUGGAAUACCUCUGGGCCCCUAGUUUGUAAACUACAAGUAAUGCCCAUAGUUUUUUCCUGAUCAGGACAUGUGGUUAGGAAAAACUCUUGGCCCUAAUUAUCACUCGUAUGUAUGUAUAUUUUCCCAUUAUAGACCCCGAAAACACACACAGAAAAGCGUGAUAUUUACCCUCACCUAUCCCUGUAGAAUCUCUACUGUAUGCACACACUUCACAAACCCAAUCACAUCGACACCGUCCCACACAUUUCUGGCCCUGGACAGAAACAACCUUUAGCCCCUCCUAGGCACCUAAAACUCCACCAAGCCAACCGGAGGGAAAUGUGGAGAUGGUACCAUAUCGCUUAUUAUGUAAUCCUCCCUCCCUGUCCAAUGUUUCCCCUCUGCUUACCUCCACACGACCUCAGUAUUUCUGCUGCUGCAGCAUGUCCACUGGUCAUAUGAUAUGACACUAAGGCCGCGUUUACACAGGCAGCCCUAUUCUGAUAUUUUUCCACUAAUUAGUCUUUUGACCAAUCACAUCAGAUCUUUUCACAUCAGAUCUUUUUCACAGCUGAUAUGAUUGGUCAAAAGACCAAUUAGUGGAAAAAAUAUCUGAAUUGGGCUACCUGUGUAAAUCCAGCCAAAGGCUUCCUCAAAAGCUUCUUAUUUAUUUUUUUAACCAAAGAAGAGGAUUUGAUGACGUUUCAUCCCACAGACUCUUUUAUUUUUUUUCACUCAUUGGUCAUUGGACCAAUCAGAUCAGCUUUGAAAAAGAGCUGAUGUGAUUGGUCAAAAGACCAAUUAUUGAAAAAAAAUCAGAAUUGGGCUGCCUGUGUAAAUGCAGCCCAUGAGUUCUAACUAUAUACCAUGUCUGCAUUGCCUAGUGCUAAGGGAAGUGAAUAGGAUUUCCUAUUCGUUCUACUAAAGCUAUUAUAGUAACUAUGCCUCAUGUUUGGCUAUUUUAAUGCCUCAUGUUUGGAUGCAUGCAGCAUUUAAUUAGUUUAAUGCCACCUGUCUCUAAUGCUCUUAUUCAUAAUCCGAUUAAACGCUUUUGGUUUGCUGUAUAUUAGUGUACAUUGCUUAUAGUUUGGUGCACAGAUGGCAUUAUGGAAUUGGAAAAGACUGCAUCUCAGGCAAUUUCACUCUUUACGUCACUCGGUCAAGGAAAAUAUAACAAUAUGUUAAUAUUACACAAUAGGGCAUGUGCAUAUCAGAAAUUAUUACUUUUUAUUUGCAAAAUACUUCUGAUGGGUAGUAUGUAGUAAAAUGGAAAUGUUGAAUGAAUGGAGAUUAGAAAAUUGGCGUAUUUUGUACAAGCUUACGCUGUACUGUAGCUGCAUCAGCCAUUCCUAGUUGGACUGAUAGCAUUGCCCUUUGGACGCUUUUAACAGGGUGUUAUAAAGAUAUUGCAACAUCCUCUAUAAUAAUGGCCGUUUGCAAAACAUUGCACAACACAAAAUGUAAUUGAAGGUACUCUCAUACUGUACAUUAUUUACAGCGCCCAGGGGGUCUCCUAUUGCAAGUGACCUUUUCUGGGCAGUACAGUGGAUGGUUGUCUCAACUCCUCUAUGGGUCCCUUUCCUUGACUCCUUUCCUUCAUGACCACAAAUGUCUGAAAGGACCGGGAGGGUUUUCCACCAUAUGGCUUUCACCAGUCUUGUCCUGUCACCUGACAUGUCAGUGAUCAUGGAGGACAGGACAUAAGGAAAGGAAGCUAGUUGACGGUAUUGAGACACGGUCACUAACUCAUGGGAGGCUUAAUUCAGUAAUUAAUUCAGCAGUACUUUUGUAUUAGACUGCAGCUUUACUAACAUUAGCAAAAAACUAACUCGAUAGAGAGUAAAUAAGUAAUAUAUAUUAAUGAAAGGAAACUAUUUAAUAAUUAUAUUUGAUGUUUUUAUUUUUGGGACAACUGUAGACAUUUUUGCAUAAUUGCUUGUUGAUUUGUGUUUUGUAAGCACAUCACUCAUCUGUUUCUAAGUAACGCUUCUGUACUCCGCUGUUUAAAUGAAUCACCUUUGUAAAUUGAGUCUUGCGCUUUGUAAAUUGCCAAUUCCAGUGGCACGACUGCGCUGGAAACUGUUUGACCUGUUGAACUGCUCACAUCUGACUUCAGGGAGCUUUGCAGCCUACGCGCUCUUUCUCUUCUCAAUAAAAAAAUAAAGAAAUAA